Messenger RNA from Vitrella brassicaformis, 4375 nucleotides. The record is from the annotation of a GenBank genome assembly. Lineage: Eukaryota; Vitrellaceae.
ACAGCCGCGCGGAGGCGGCCGCUCUUGGCACCGUAUCGGAGGAGGAAGGUCUGCCAGAAGUUCGCAUCGCCACCGGGGUGCUUAGGGGUGUGUGAGUGAUGUGAGGGGUGCAUCCAUCUGUGAAUGCAUUGGAAUAGUGUCCUGGGCCUUGAGGUGGAUGAGGAUGGGGCGGCUGGUGAGCGGGAGCACGAGCAUCACCACAAGAGCAAGAACAAGACGGACAGAGACUCAGGUCAUCCCGACGGCUGGAAGAGGCUGUUCAAAGAGGAGCUCAAAGUCAAGCCAAUCAACGGCACAGAGAACGUCUCGCGUACGUCACGUGCGAACCACACACACCACACACAGACACACACACACACACAGAGCGACCAAUUUGUUGUGUCCAUGCCCGCCUGCAAUGCAGCCAAGCCGUCGCCGGGCCCGGUGGCCAUCAUCAACAGCCUCGACCUGGAGAACUCCAUCAGGAUGUUUGGCAUUCUCGCCACUCCACCCGACCCAGUUGGCGCCGUCGGGCCAAAAAGCAUCCUCACCGCAACCAACACCGGACUCGUCUUGCAGGAACCCAAAAACGGCAAACUGGUCAGUCAGUCAGUCAGUCGGCCCUUGUGGAUGGAUGGAUACGGAUGCUUGGCUUGCUUGGUGUGUGUAUGGUAUGUCCUCCCUCUCUCAGAUAGCCGCUGAGCGUCCGCGUGAGUUUUUCCUGCCGGUGACAGUGGGUGACGGCCGCAAGUUCCCUCUUGACGUGCCGGGCGAGUUGGAGGAGGUGGCCAUCUUCUUCUCGCCCGUCGCGCAGUUCGACCCCAACAGUGGCCACUUCUUUGUUGGCUACCUCUUCAACCAGUGCGAGCAGGUCAUCGCCGUCUCCAAAACCAGUGAGCCCAAGUCUUUCACGCCAAAGGACUGGCUCAUUGCACGAUUCCCGGUGAGUGAGCAUCCAGAACGCUGGCAGGCAGGCAGGCAGGCAGGGAUGUUUGUGCGUUGUGUUUAUGUCUGUGGUCACUCAGAUUGACGAUCGGGAGCCGAGCACGAUUUUCGAGGGCGCGCUAGCGGCCUUCGAUCCGCCGGUCAACCGCACCAUAACCGGUGCGAUCCUCUCCCAGGUGCUGGCGGAAGUGUUUGGGCUCGGCCCCGACUCUGGCGAGUGCAAGCCAACCUUCUUCCUCUCUCACAACUCGCUCGGGGUCUCGUCAACACUCGUGGGAUUCGCCUACAACGCAUUCGCCUCUUUCGGUAGGCAGGGACACAACGACGAAACGCACCCCGACCACAUGCGUGUGUGUGAGUGCGCUCUCUCUCUCUCUAUGUGUGUGUGCGUGCGUGUGUAUGUAUGUAUGUGUCACAGACCCGAGUCUGCUGAUAGGCAGCCGCAGCAUCUUUUUCGCGUUCGACAACGUGGAGUCGGUAGAAGAUUUCGAGGCCUUCUUCGCUCCGUAAGCUCACUCACUCAUCCAGCGGAGGGGAUGUAUAGAGCAGAGCAGAACAGCCAUCGUGUCUUGUCGUGUCAUGUGGUGUGUUGUCUGUCUUCCGGUCAGGGGCGAGGCGACCCCAGCCGACAUCCUGACGCCAGGGAUAACGGAGCCAGGCCCCCUCGAGCUGGAGGACCUCUUCGACGCAUCUAUUGAGAUUGUCGACAGCAUUGGCUCUCUCUCACUGGUCCCAUAUGUGCAAGCCCCUGAGGAUGAGGAGGUGCUGCUGGGACCAGUCGGCUCCGACCUGUUCGCCAGUUUUGACACUUCGGCCGAUGAGGAGGAGGAUGGUGGCGUGUCGCUGCUGCAGCAGGCCGCGUCAGACCUGGCGGGGUCUUUUCUCUACGGCUUCACCAACAGAGGACCGGGUAUGGGACGGCGACAGACAGACAGACCCGCUGCAUACAUCCUCCGUCUCGUGUUAUGUCUGCCCCACCAACAGGAACAUCUGGUGCGCAGCUCAACACGCCUCUGAACGGCAUCUUCACACCCCUCGCGGCCUUCAGCCGGAGAACUUUCUCAACAGCAGCGACAUAGCGCGGGAGGCCGCCUUCAGGCGCAUCGCAGACCCAAACGAGACCUUUGGGCUCGAGGAUUCCAUCGCCACAGAAUUCGACGCAUUCGACGGCCUACAGACGCUGUUCGUGCUCAAGCAGCUGCUGCUGACCUCUCUGCAGAGCGGGAUUAUCACUCUGGGGCGCAACACAUACUUCCCAGUAGGCACACAGCGAGCAUGGUUGUAGCUACUGGGAAUGCGAUUCAGCCCGCCGGUCAUGCGAUGCGAUGCGUUGUGUGUGCAUUUCAGUCGGUAGAGUUUGACGAGCCUGACGAGGAUAUGGCGGGCAGCCAACUGGGGGGCUUCCAAAUAAACCUAGGUGAUGACAUCCUCCAGGUACGUACCUACCUCCAGACAGACAGACAGACAGACUGCCUGGUCAAUCCGAUUGACACACCCGCAGAAACAGGCAGUGCAGUGCACUCAGUGUGGAUGGCAUGGCAUGUCAUGUCAUGUCAUGUGUGUGACUCGCUCGGGCUGGGUAGGCCUGCCGUCAGACUGAGAAGCUGAUUGUGUGCGCGUGGACGGGGUUCAGGACCAUCAAAGACGCGAGCCUCGGUACGUUUGUACGCGCGUAGGUGAGAUACGCAGACGCACGUGUACGUGCAGCUGUGCUCAUGUGUGUUGAUUGAUAAUCAUUAUAUAUAGACAAGCGUUGUCAGCAGGCCUUCAUAGCGUACGCGCAGCUGGACGUCUUCACCCUCUUCUCCCGUGCCUUUGACGCCCUCGUGCCGCCCCCGCCACAGACAUCACUCACACCCAUCGUCGUCCCGUCACGGCUCACACGAGCCAUACUGGUUCGUAUGCACAUGUAUGAUACAUACGUGUGGGAAAAGGUCUCAUGCAUCUCCCUGUCUCUCUGUGUUGUGUUGUGUGCUGCCGCCCAAGGGGUGGGACUUUGCCUUUCCGUCGGUGGCAGCGACGCCCCAGGGGGAUGUGCUGGUCGGCUUCCAGGCGUUCGACAGGGCGGGCUUCCCCUCAGCCGCCUACGUCUUUAAGCCAGCCGACUGUCCCGACUUUGACCUGCCCGUCAUCUACAAGGUAGCAUAUGGGAGCCAGGCAGGGUGUGUUGUGUGUAAAUUGGUGUGGUGCACACAACCAGGCAGGGGAGGCGCCGUACUUCCGUCCAACGCAGCAGGAGGAGAAGACCGACAAACCCCGGGUGUCAUCCUGGUUUGAAAAGAGCAUGGCCAUGCAUGGAUGUCAAGAACGCGCCAGUCCAUGUGUGUGUCUUUCCAUCCGUCUAUUUAUCUGUCCUAAGGGGGUUCGGUUCGUCCACUGUCAACGAUAUACUCGACCCCCAGUGCCUCUGGACAGUCCAGGCAAGCCCCUCCCCCCCACCUCCUCUGCACCAGAGAGGGACGCCACGAGCGUGUGUCCAUUUCUGUCUGUCUGUCUGUCUUGCUGUCUGUCUUGCUGUGUGUGUGCUGGUCCUCUAUGUCAGCCGUACGCCAAAGUGCCGGGUCCUCUGACGAAUGGCGUCUUACUUCCGCCGGGAUUCGGCAACUGGGGGCUCGCAUGGGCCAAGGUACGCUUGGCGGGAGGGAGGCUCAAUGGAUGGAUGGAUGGAUGCUUUCGGUGAUCGGCCGAUCGGUGUGUGGGUGGAUGGGAUGGCCACAUCGCCUUCAUCUCAUCUGUCUCUCUCAGGUGUGCGUGCCCCUGGGUGCUUUCGUGCGCGGCGUCGCCUGAAGCGCCAGGAGGCCAUCAGACGGAGAAGGCGGCUCAAACGAGCUGCUAACCAAAGGAACACCGACAAAGCCAAAGGCAAGAAGACCAACGGAGAGAAGACCGGCAGCAGCAGGGCAGCGGCAGCCCCGGCAAAGAAGAGAAAGAAGGUGGUCAAGAGGUCGGCCGGGAGUGUGGACCACCCACCGUUAGACAGCGAUGAGUGGUUGGCGGCCCAGUUUGCGAGGCUGCUGGGUGGGCAGAAUAGGCGGCUGGGGCUGCAGGCCGUGUUGGGUAACAAGAGGGCGGGCCAGAUAGAAGAGUUCCUGCAGCGAAGGGACAUGUAGACGUGCAGCUAGAUGAGAUGUUCCUGCGGCGUGGCGGUCAUCGCUUGUGUGUGGACCACAGCCAGCUGAAUCCUUCUCUCACUUCGAUUGAUUUGAUUGGAGUAGGCCAUCUGUCUGUCUGUCUGUCUGUAUUUGUCUGUCUGCGCAUUGUGUAUCUGUUCUGUAUGUGUCUAUCGGCCAUGAUCAGAUCAGUGUGUCUGUCUGGCUUAUUGUCGGUCAUAACUAAAUAGCUAGGUCGUUGUUUGGUCAGAUGAGUAAAUAGAAAUGGAGAGAGACAUGUGAUGUGUGUGUGUGUGUGUGUGAGUGGGUGCGUAUGUGCACGUCUGUCUGUCUACUCGGUU